UGGCUUUCUCUGCCUUAACAAGGCCGACCCACUGCAGCUGGCAGGUGUGGGGCCGCCGAGUUUGGUGUCCGUUCACCCUGCACGCCUUGCCAAGCCUCCAAAAACAAAUCCACCAAAGUGCGAAGGGCGGCACCGGCAGGCAAAAAAAGUCCCCCAGAAGAAUUUCUCUGCAGUCAAUCGCAACGGGAAACCGACCUUAUCACCACCAACCAAAACCGACCGUCCUGUCUCGAUAUUGAAGCCGAUACGAGACACAUCACUCAACCGCAACGAACAUGGCGGCACCAGCAACCCUUCCAGCCCUGCUGGACACUCUCACCAAGUCUCUGACUUCCACCCUCGAACUCGCCCCUAAGCUCUCGACCAUCGACCCCCCCAAGGACGGCAUCUCUCUCCUCGACGUCAAGAACGAGCUCCUUCUUUCCUACCUUCAGAACCUCGUCUUCCUCAUCCUCCUCAAGCUCCGCCAGGCCCGCACCGGCGCUCAAAAGAAGAAGAGCGGUGAUGAUGAUGGGGAAUCGAACGACCAAGACCUAGACGACCUGGUGGUCAAGAAGCUCGUCGAGCUCCGUCUCUACCUGGAGAAGGGUGUCCGCCCGCUCGAGGACAAGCUCCGCUACCAGAUCGACAAGGUUCUGCGCGCCGCCGACGACGCCGAGCGCAGCGCCAAGCAAGCCGAGGCCGCCGCGAAGGCUGCCGAGCAGCAGCCCGACUCCGAGUCCGAGGCCGCUGAAUCCGGCGACGAGGAAGAAGCCGCCCCCUCGGGCCAGAAGCUGUCCGACCUGCAAUUCCGCCCCAACAUCUCCUCGUUUGUCCGCGGCUCCGGCGCCCCUGGCAGCGAAGACAAGCCCAAGAUCGGCGUGGGCAAGUCGACCGACGCCAAUGGCGUGUACCGCCCUCCGCGCAUCGCGCCGACGGUCAUGCCGACGACGACGACGGAGCGCCGCGAGAGCGCGCGCGACAAGAAGCCGCUCAAGAGCGCGACGCUCGACGAGUUCAUUGCGGACGAGAUGUCGACGGCGCCCGUGGCCGAGCCCAGCAUCGGCACGACCAUUGUCAACUUUGGCCGGCGCACCAAGACGGCGGCGGAGCGCAAGGUGGAGGAGGAGAGGCGCACGUACGAAGAAACCAACUUUGUGCGUCUGCCGACAGCGGGCAAGAAGGACAAGGCCAAGCAGCGCGCGCUCGAGGGCCGCAGCAGCAAGAUGCAGUUUGGUGGCGAGGAUUGGCGCAAUCUUGGCGUUGGCGUGGACCGUAUCAACAGACUUACCUCUGGUGGCCGUGAUCGCAAGGGAACCAAGGCUCUGUUGGAGAAGAGCAGGAAGCGUGGACGUGAUACCACUGAUGGACCCAAGGGCAGUGGUGACAGUGGAGUUGCUAUGGGCGAGCGUUUCCAGAAGAGACUCAAGGUGUUGGAGGGCGGCAGGAGAGACAGGGGCAAGAAGAGGUAAAGAGGUGGUUAAGGAACACAUUUUUUGGAUUCUUGUUCUAUCUAUUGUCAUUCUUGGCCCUCUGUGCGGGCCAUCACAUUAUCGAAUUCAGUUGAAUUCUCCCUCGACACCGUUUUGCUUCAUUCGUUCUGUGCAUCCGUCACUUUUGUCUCGACACCACACUUCGAU
This is a messenger RNA of Neurospora tetraspora, 1619 nucleotides long. RefSeq names its product Sas10/Utp3/C1D family-domain-containing protein. Gene Ontology annotation, biological process: maturation of SSU-rRNA from tricistronic rRNA transcript (SSU-rRNA, 5.8S rRNA, LSU-rRNA). The transcript has a single exon. The record is from RefSeq and is a predicted model, not a curated record. Bases 276 to 1451 code for a protein of 391 amino acids. NCBI's taxonomy places the organism in Eukaryota, Fungi, Ascomycota, Sordariomycetes, Sordariales, Sordariaceae. Gene Ontology annotation, cellular component: small-subunit processome; nucleolus.